GUCUGGGAGACACGCGACAGGAACCCGGCGCCCAGCGCGGUGGCCGCAGGAACCCGAGCGAGACUCUGCGGCCCGGGCAGUGCCCCCAGCCCCGAGCGCCAAGUCUAUCCCGGCGCCCUGGCACCGGGAGGGGAGGAAGGGGUGCCAAGAUGCCGGGGGUUCGAGCGCCCUUCUCGGAUGGAGGAGCCUAUUCUCAACACCCUAGCCGGUGUAUGGCCUGGAUCCCUGUUGCAGCCUAAACGGAAAGCUUUGUUUUCCCUGGAAAUGGACGUUCUCAGCGCGCCCUCUAGUGGAUUUAGGAGCUAACUGAUUGUGAGUUCCUAGUGAUGGCAAUGAUUCUCACGCCACGCCCCAGAUCUUACCCCUCCAACGAGACCCUGCGCGAACAUUACAGCUAUGUGGGCAAGCUGGAGGAGAGGCUGAAGGGCGCUUCCGAGGGCGGCACGCUCACCACCGCCCUGUUCUUGAUCAUCUGCAGCUUCAUUGUCUUGGAGAACCUGAUGGUCUUGAUUGCCAUCUGGAAAAACAAUAAAUUCCACAACCGCAUGUACUUUUUCAUUGGUAACCUGGCCCUCUGCGACCUGCUGGCCGGCAUAGCCUACAAGGUCAACAUUCUGAUGUCGGGCAAGAGGACGCUGAGCCUCUCCCUGACGGUCUGGUUCCUACGGGAAGGCAGCAUGUUUGUGGCCCUUGGGGCGUCCACCUGUAGCCUGCUGGCCAUUGCUAUUGAGAGACACUUGACCAUGAUCAAAAUGAGGCCAUACGAUGCCAACAAGAAGCACCGUGUCUUUCUUCUGAUCGGAAUGUGCUGGCUCAUCGCCUUCUCGCUGGGCGCCUUACCCAUCCUGGGCUGGAACUGCCUGCACAACCUCCCCGACUGCUCCACCAUCCUGCCCCUCUACUCCAAGAAGUACAUCGCGUUCUGCAUCAGCAUCUUCAUAGCCAUCCUGGUGACCAUCGUGAUCCUGUACGCACGCAUCUACUUCCUGGUAAAGUCCAGCAGCCGCAGGGUGGCCAGCCCGCACAACUCAGAGCGGUCCAUGGCCCUGCUGCGGACCGUGGUGAUCGUGGUGAGCGUGUUCAUCGCCUGCUGGUCUCCACUCUUCAUCCUCUUCCUCGUGGACGUGGCCUGCAAGGUGAAGGAGUGCGCUGUUCUGUUCAAGGCCCAGUGGUUCAUCCUGCUGGCCGUGCUCAACUCCGCCAUGAACCCCGUCAUCUACACGCUGGCCAGCAAGGAGAUGCGGCGGGCCUUCUUCCGACUUGUCUGCACCUGCCUGGUCAGGGGCCGGGGCGCCCACUCCUCACCCAUCCAGCCCGCUCUCGAUCCAAGCAGAAGCAAAUCCAGCGGCAGCAACAACAGCAGCCCUUCCCCGAAAAGCAAGGAAAACCUCCCCCAAACGGCCGCCUCGCCCUGCAUCACCGACAGAAACAAAACCCUGCAGAACGGAGUCAUCUACAAGUGAGGGUGCGGGCCUCAAGGAACCUGGGGUCCUUGCAUCGCCACAGGAACAGCGGCAACCAACCCUGCAGCCACGUUCUUCUGGAUUGCAUGCCCCAUCCAUGGGGGUAUUUCCAGAGCUGGGACUCGAGAAAGCUGUUCUGCCAACAGCUGGCCUGGCUGGUGUGGAUGUCUCUUAAGGAGGGCACCCAAGGAAUUGCUGAUGCAUUUCAUUGCAGACAUCGUGCCUUGUCCAUUUAGGCUCUAGGGUCUUCCAAAUGUACCAAGCUGCUGAUGUCAUCAGCCGCCUUCCCCUGAAUCCUCCCUCCCCCCUGGCCUCUGCCUGGAGAGGGAAGGUGUUGGACCACACACACUGUGCAGUGUGUUUCCCAGGAACAUCAUCAUCCCAGGAUGAUGUUCGGUGACUACACUACAUUGACUGUGCACAGAUGGAGGCUGUAUAGUCAUCGUUCCAGUGUUACAGGGCGCUUGCGUUUCAAAUGUCUGCCACUGGCGCAUGUGUAAGCUGAGGUACAUGGUGUCCUUAUGUAACAGGAGUACAAGUAAGUUCCGGCUGAACCAGCGAGUUUGAGGAUGUGACCAGGAACUAGUUGGACAGGCCAGUCGCAGUCUCUUCAGACUGACACAAAGUGUCAUGUUAAGCAGGUCUUGAGAGCGCAGCCCCUCUAAAAGGGCUUGUCCAAGGCUGGUCUCAGAUGUAAGCAUCUGACCUCCAACUGUCCUGAGAUGCCCUUGACAGCGUCUGGAGGAUCCAGGAGGGAACGAGUGAGUUCUGUGGACGUACGUCCCCCAAGGGGACCCCUGCUUGUCUUUUCGUCAUUUCUCCCUGAGGAGUCUUAAGCUCAUCCAAAAGUCAAAUUAGCCAAAUUACCCAACUGUUUGGGGUUUCUCCAAAUCCUAGAAAAGCCAGCCAAGGUAUUCCAGGAGCCUAUGCCCCACACCAAUCAAGAAAAGAAUCCAAGAGGGAGAAGCAGAGGACAGACCCCUGGCCCAUUUCACCUUUCCAACGUAAUGGGGAGUUUCUGUUGAAUUUGAAGAUGCUUACAGGACAGCACUGUGAUCCUGUGUUGAGUUUGAAUCUGUAUCGGAAAAAUACCAAGUUAGUUAACCCCCCUAUGCUGUUACAGCUGAGCAGCUGGGGCUGUCCACAGCCCCGUGGAUUCCUGAAAGCUGACCCUGACCGCGACCAUUAGAGCAGUUUAAUUGUGAUCUGGCAGUUUGUGUUUUCUUCAAAGAGAUGUAGCAAUACUGUAAUCUUUCAUUUUAACACAGGCUGACCCUGUAUCACUCUUUAUCUUUAGAAGGAAUUACUUAGAAGGCAUUUUUGUACACAGUCAUCCCCAAGGAUUCUUCAUGAAGUACAAAUGGAUGAAAAAUAUACAAAUUUGCAGAACUGUCAUAAGUAUAUAGUUGAUGUACUGAGUCUUUUGUUUUUUAAAAAGAUAAGAAGGAACCUUCAAGGAUUACCUUCAAAAGGUAAGCCUCACUUCAAAACCCCUGAAGUUUUUAGGUUCAGUGGGAAUUUUGCCUGAGUAAAGACUAAAAAAGUAGUCUUAACACAUAAAUAACUUUUCAGAGAAAAAGUGACUCCUCUUUGUAAUCUCAUGCCAGUUCCUCUUAAUUAAGGUACAUUUACCUGGGUCCUGGGUGACCAUGUACCACCCAACAUCUUUCUUAAUUUUUGUUGCUGAUGGAGAUAAAUCCUGUUUGCAAGGACAUGCUCAUCAGUGGCAUUUUAAUUGUUUUCAUUGCAUCACUGAAAAGGAGCUUAUUCUCUUGUCAAACAGCCUGAGAAAACCCAGAGCAUUUAUAGAAAAGUUAAGCAUUAAGAUCCUGGGUUAAGAAAAUAACAACAAAAUUGACUCAGAGAGCCAAAAUAUUGAGUAUUGCAUUUUGUUUUCAGUGGUAAAAUGACUUAAGAACUUUAUAUAUUAGUUCUGAGUUGCUUGGGGGCUCCAGCUCUCUGGCACUAAAAGUAAUAUAACACUGCACCAUAACCUCGACUUUUUUUUUGAGGGAGCAUAACACUUUCAAUCAAUCUGAAUGAAAAAUACUCCAAAACAGUCAUUGUGUCUGUUUGAUAUAUGCAAAAAAAAAUAAUAAUAAUCAAAUUUAGCACCAAGUGUCGGAGAAGGAGAUGGCAACCCACUCGCGUAAUCCUGCCUAGGAAAUCCCAUGGACAGAAGAGCCUUGUGGGCUACAGUCCAUGAAGUGGCAAAGAGCUUACACGACCCAGUGACUGAACAACAAAAAGUACCAACUAUACAAUCCUAACCAGCUAGCUGAUCAUUUAGAAGUUGAGUAUGUCAAAGUCACAGAGAACCUGUGUUAGCGUUCAUUCAGUUAGUAACCUUCAUCGAAUCCCAUGUAUGGUUGUUAAAAAAAAAUAAAAUAAAAUGAAAGCCUUU
This is a messenger RNA of Odocoileus virginianus texanus, 3867 nucleotides long. RefSeq names its product sphingosine-1-phosphate receptor 3 (gene S1PR3). Lineage: Eukaryota; Metazoa; Chordata; Mammalia; Artiodactyla; Cervidae. Gene Ontology annotation, molecular function: sphingosine-1-phosphate receptor activity. Gene Ontology annotation, cellular component: plasma membrane; cytoplasm. Gene Ontology annotation, biological process: adenylate cyclase-activating G protein-coupled receptor signaling pathway; regulation of metabolic process. The record is from RefSeq and is a predicted model, not a curated record.